AUGGCUCAACCAUCAUCAUUGCUGGCAUUGAUUUCGUUACUAUUCAUCAUAGUCUCACUGUUGGGGAAUUUAGUCUUUGCCGAUGACUUUACCGUGUACUUUGAGAAGGGAUCGUAUGUGGUCAGGCAAGGUUAUGAUUUGAAGAGUGGUAUUGCCGCCGCUCAUUAUGAUGCUACUUAUGAGAGUCGCGGAUGGGAUGUCUUGUCGUUGGAAACCAAUGGAAUGGUGAAGGAUGAUAUGCAAGCCUUCGGAGCUGGUUAUUUGGAAGGUGUCAUUACUAGACAAAGAAUUUACAAUCACUACAUGAACAUGCAAUCUUAUUCUUGGGCUGAAAUGCCAGAUAAAAAGAUGCCUGGAUAUGUGAGAGACUUUUUUGACAAGCAACGCAAUUGGAUGAAAGACCAAAGCACAAAGUAUGCUUCUGAUCCAUUUUGGCAACAGAUUAAGAGCGUUUAUUUGCAAAUGGAAGGUCUUGUUCAAGGUUAUAAUGAUGCAACUACUAAUCCUAAUGAGAAGAUUGAUUAUGCUUCCAUGCAAACAAUUAGUUCAUUUGGUGACAUUUUCGAUAUUUUGAAUGUAAAGCAAGAAAAUAGACCACAAUUCCACAAGAUGACUCCACAGCAAAUUAUGACAUUCGUUCAAGAGAAUGGUCACUGCAGUGCUUUGUUUAAAGUUACUCCAGAUUAUAGUAACAUCUACUUUGGACACACCUCAUGGUUCACAUUUUCAGCCAUGACAAGAAUUUACAAGACAUAUACAUUCAAUUUCAAUAACAGACUGGUUGCCUCUCCUACUGUAACCUUCUCAUCAUAUCCUGCCAAUUUGGCUAGUAAUGAUGACUUUUAUGUCACCAAGUCUGGAUUGGUUGUCAUUGAAACAUCCAAUAAUAUCUUUAACACCUCGUUAUAUGAUUUGGUGAAACCUGAAUCAUUGUUGUGUUGGCAAAGAGUCAUCCUUGCAAACAGACUUGCUUCUGAUGCCCCAGAAUGGAGCGAUAUUUUCAGUGAAUAUAACUCUGGUACAUACAACAAUCAAUUCAUGGUUUUAGACACCAAGAAAUUUACGCCAGGAAAAAGCUUGAAUAAGAAUUUGUUCUGGGUCGUUGAACAAAUCCCAGGAAAGGUUUAUGCAGCUGAUCAGACAGAAAUAUUAUCUUUUGGAUAUUGGCCUUCUUAUAAUGUUCCUUUCUACAAAGAGGUUUUCACAAUUUCAGGUUAUCCAGAAAUUUUAAAGAAGCCAAAUGCAAGCGAUAUGCUUUCAUAUGAGACUUGUGUCAGAGCCAAUAUCUUCAGAAGAGAUCAAUCAACGGUGAACUCUAUUGAUAGUAUGAAGAGAAUGCUCAGAUAUAAUAAUUAUCGUGUGGAUCCACUCUCUUUAGGAAACCCAGGUUACGCUAUUGCCAGCAGAAACGACCUCAGACAACAAUCCACCAACUUGGACAGAUCAUGCAGUGGUGGUUAUGAUACUAAGGUUUCAAGCAUUGCUGAUAUUCAAACUAUUCACAUUAUCAAUGGUCCUACCUAUGACAAUGUGCCAGCAUUCCAAUGGGCUGGUCAAUGUCCAGCAAAGUUUGCUCACCAAGGCAUGAGAGACAAUUUUAGAUACGACUGGAUGACAGUAAAUUGGAGAAACUAA
Molecule: messenger RNA, 1635 nt
Organism: Naegleria lovaniensis
Lineage: Eukaryota; Heterolobosea; Eutetramitea; Acrasida; Naegleriidae
Exons: 4
Coding region: 1-1635 (544 amino acids)
Biological process (GO): phospholipid catabolic process
Cellular component (GO): extracellular region
Molecular function (GO): glycerophospholipase activity
Source: RefSeq, a predicted model, not a curated record